AUGGCGACGAUCGACAGCCAUGGCUUCGAGACUGUCUCUCCCGAUGACAAGAGAGGAUGGCUUUGGUUCUAUUUCAUUUCCCGGCUAUUCGCUGUCUUCGCUCUGUGCUCCGCCAAGGUAUCACUACUGAUCUUCACACGACGGAUCUUCUCCGGCAACUUCCACCACGAGAAGAGGUGUUUUGCGUUUGCGUACACCCUCACGGCUAUCUACGGUAUCGUGGCCGUGACCGCGAGCUCUGCGGGCUGUCGUCCGAGACGAUCGCUGCGCUAUGGAGACGGAGCGAUGUGUCCUGGGGCCGUCGAGAGAUGGUCCAUCAUAACGACGCUGGACGUCAUCACCGAACUCAUGCUGAUAUGCGUACCCAUGUACUUCGUCAGCAAGAAUCACAUCAAGCGGUCGAAAAAGAUGAUCGUGGUCUUUGUCUUCUCCUUCCGGCUGCUGGUGGCCACAUUCUCGAUUAUCUCGACGGUGACCUACCUGAAAUACAUCCACCAUCAGGGAGACGCCACCGCCAUCGCACCAACUGUGGCUUGGCAGGAGGUCCUGUUGGGCUUCUCACUAGUCUCGGCCUCCAUUCCAUGUCUACGCUCCUUCCUCUGGGCAUUCAUGUCGACCGGCUUGAUGACCAACUACGGGACAAAAGCAGGACUGAGCGGUGUCCUACGCGAAGAAGGCAGUCCGCUCUCCAGCCCGACUGCGAACCCUACCGCACCAACGCGAAACACGACUCCGAACGAAGCCGAAGCGGCUAAUGGCCUACCACACCCCCUACGACCAGACAGGACCAAAUACAACGUCAGCGUGCAAACAAGAUCGCGUCUCGAGGACAGGGCCACAACGUCGUCGAAGAGUGCGAACACACCAAGUGCUGGUAGCGCGCAGAGUGGGCCGUUGGUAAUUCAGCACACCAGGGAGGUCAAUGUCAAGCGCUCGUGA
This is a messenger RNA of Saxophila tyrrhenica, 939 nucleotides long. RefSeq lists its product as uncharacterized. NCBI's taxonomy places the organism in Eukaryota, Fungi, Ascomycota, Dothideomycetes, Mycosphaerellales, Extremaceae. Bases 1 to 939 code for a protein of 312 amino acids. The transcript has 3 exons. The record is from RefSeq and is a predicted model, not a curated record.